Molecule: messenger RNA, 1938 nt
Organism: Dioszegia hungarica
Lineage: Eukaryota; Fungi; Basidiomycota; Tremellomycetes; Tremellales; Bulleribasidiaceae
Exons: 1
Coding region: 1-1938 (645 amino acids)
Source: RefSeq, a predicted model, not a curated record
AUGCACAAUCACCUCAUAACAUACUCACCCAUCGCUCAGCCCGCCAUCCGCGCACAAACGAGCUCGCUUAACAACCUCCAAGCUCGCUCCCUCUCUGGAACAGAGCUAGCCCUGCCACCUUCAACACCGUCCGACAUGAUGCAUCUCGAAACGUACAUACCAACGACGGGUUGCCCGAAUGAGCAAGUUCACUCUGGCUUCUACUCCCCUUCAGCACCGAUCGAUCUCAAUACCGGAGAAUCCACUAUCCCCGGCGAGCCAAAAAUCAACCCCGGUUCAAUAUUCGGCAAAUUCGCACCACCUACUGAAUGCCCCGAGCUCGCCGAGCUCUUUCGCAAGAACCGUAAAGAGCUCACCAGUGAACUGAGCACGCGCCACUCGGGAAUCGAAGCUAUCCUUGAAAGCUGGGGAAGCAAGAUUGACUUAUAUCGCGACAAGGAACCUCCAGUGAUGCACCCCCAGGAAGAGCGCCGCUUGGAACUACUCAUGUCGAUGAUGAUGCAGAGUCUCGCCACAUCCAUCUUGAAGAAGCAUGGCGCACCAAUGCUGGAGCAGAUCAUGACGGAGUACAAUCGGAUGCGGACAGGCGAUGAUCCGAUUAUCCGGGUGACAGACGUAGCUGAGUCCGGUGAAGACGUGAUCGGCGAGAAAGACGUCGGGAGAGAGGACAUCAAAGCAGAAUAUCCCACUGGCUAUGUCGGGAGCGAGGGAGCCGCUGGGGAAACAGGCUUUGUGGAGCACCGCGUCAGGCAGGAAAGCUCGCGGGAUGACUGUGACAGUGGAGGUGACGCGAGUGCCGAUGAAAUCGGUGAAGUCGACAACAGAGAGGGAACCCUCACUGCAGACAAGCCCGUACCGUGGGGAGUCACAUCAGUCGCCGAUGACUUGGUAUGGGUUGAGGCCCUGAAGGCGAGCCUCCAUCGGACAGCAGAUGUGCUGAGGAGGAUCAAGGGGGGCCAGCCACCUCCCAGCCGAGCGACAGAUGAGCCGGUAUGUUGUCCUUCGUUACCAUCUGGUCGAACACUCAGGACGAAGACCAGCUCUAUCGAUCGCGGUGCCACGGUUCCCUCGCACUUCCGGCACUCUCCGUCCGAGCCCGACGUCGCCGAGCUGGCUACUGGCCGCAGCGACUCAUGUUUCGACCCCGUUCCGGCCGAAGACCCCCACCUCAUGGCGCUGGCAACCAAGAACGAAUUCGAUCUAGCCUGGCUCAUCGAAACGCGGUACCGCAAAGACGCCAGUGCGCAAAUGAGAGACUGGCUCUCCUCUUUCGGUACUGCUUCGAUGGCGAAACGGACGUGCGCUGCGUACCAUCUCACUGAACUAAUCGGCAAAGACAUGUGGGCCAGCGCUCAACUGACUGAGUCGGCUCGCAGGGACGAGAGACAAAGCCCUGCCGAUCGCCUGGGGGACAUGCUAGCUCAGGUCAAUGAGGCCGGUUGGGCGCCUGAAGGGUGUGCAGCUUGCCGGUCGACCGAGCAGUGUUUGGAGACCACAGGAGAGAUGUUGCAGGAGCUGAACGCGGACUUCGCGCAGGAAACCGGCGAGACAGAGCAGGAUCCCAAUCCAGCGCCUCGAAUGGCUGAUCAGCAUGAAGAGCAGGGCGGAGCAAAGAGGCCAGCGGAGCACACUACAACACAGCGGACUGAGGGAUCUGUCUUUACAGGCUCCCCUCGAUCGCACGCAGACCCGCGGAAUGGAGACCCUCUCCAAACGGGCAUCCUUCAAGAGGAAUCUGAGGCUGACUUUGAGGAACGAGGAGAAUCAGGCGGUUCCGACGAUUCACAGAUGGGCAGGAACGAUCCUGGCCCAUCGAUAGCAAGUACCUUCACAUCCUUGCCUCCCUGGAUGGCCGGUCUCGGACUGGGAGCAGCAGCAGCGGCCAGUUUGGCCUUGUGGAAAUACUGGCCGACGACGGAGGAAGCGGGCGAUGCUUGA